This is a messenger RNA of Tuber melanosporum (Perigord truffle), 1696 nucleotides long. RefSeq lists its product as uncharacterized. The transcript is spliced from 5 exons. Gene Ontology annotation, biological process: nucleotide-sugar metabolic process. Gene Ontology annotation, molecular function: dTDP-glucose 4,6-dehydratase activity. The coding region runs from base 323 to 1492 and encodes 389 amino acids. Lineage: Eukaryota; Fungi; Ascomycota; Pezizomycetes; Pezizales; Tuberaceae. The record is from RefSeq and is a predicted model, not a curated record.
GCGGGGGGGGGGAAGAGUAGGAGGGGUCCUCUCCUUUUUCCUUAAAAAUUUCUACCCUCCUUGCGCCAGCUACUUAUCUCUCCUACCUCUCACACCCCCUCUCUUCUUUCUUCCUCUUCUUCCAUCCUUCUCUGCGUCCCCAACACCCUCUGAUUCAAUCGUGAUUACGAGUACUGGUAUUCUCUCUUCGCUAUUCUUAUACGGCCUGUACCCGCCUUGGUAAAUCUCCCUCCUGUGUAUUUUUAAGCUUCAGGGCCCUUUUGGAGCUUUCCCCAAAUUCCUCUUCCCCGAAGCACAAACCACCUUAUCCAGCUAAUAAAAAAUGGUACCCAACAGAUCUGUCACUCAUCGUCACUUUCAGGAUACUGGCAUCUGGAGAGAUGCUCCAGUCUACAAAGGAGCAACCAAAUUUCCCCCCCUCGAGGAUGCGAAGAACAUCCUAAUCACUGGUGGAGCUGGUUUCAUCGCUUGCUGGCUUGUCCGCCAUCUUACCCUCACUUAUCCGGAGUACAACAUCAUUUCGUAUGAUAAGCUUGACUACUGCGCUUCUCUGAACAAUACUCGUUGUCUGAGUACUGCCCCAAACUUCACCUUCGUCCAUGGCGAUAUCACUUCUCCUGAGGAAGUUCAGAAUGCUUUCCGUAAAUACAACAUUGAUACAGUGUUCCACUUUGCUGCGCAAUCCCAUGUUGAUUUGUCGUUUGGAAAUUCUUAUGAGUUUACUUCGACCAACGUCUAUGGUACCCACGUAUUGCUCGAGUGUGCCAAGAAUCAUGGCUCGUUGAAGAGAUUCAUCCACAUUUCCACAGAUGAGGUAUAUGGCGAGGUCGACGAGGACGGUGAAGAUCUGAUUGAGCAGAGCAUCUUGGCCCCCACCAACCCCUACGCUGCUAGUAAGGCGGCUGCGGAAAUGUUGGUGCACUCCUACUAUAAGAGUUUCAAGCUCCCUGUCAUCAUUGUUAGAAGCAACAAUGUAUACGGACCUCACCAAUUCCCGGAGAAGGUCAUUCCUAAAUUCUCUUGCCUCCUCCACCGUGGUGAAAAAUUACUCCUCCACGGUGAUGGGAAGCACACCCGUCGUUAUCUCUUUGCUGGCGAUGCUGCUGAUGCUUUCGAUACUAUCCUUCACAAGGGUUUGAUCGGGCAGAUCUACAAUGUCGGUUCCACCGAUGAGAUUUCCAACCUGGAGCUCUGUGCGCUUCUCCUGAAGCAAUUCGGCCAUGACCCUGCCGUCGACUUUGAUUCAUUUGUCGAGCACACCAUUGAUCGUCCUUUCAAUGACCGCAGAUAUGCUGUCGAUGCUACCAAGCUGAAGAGUUUAGGUUGGGUACAGAAGACCACCUUCGCCGAGGGGUUAAAGGCUACCGUCGACUGGUACAGAAAGUUUGGAAGUGAGUGGUGGGGCAACAUCGACCUUGUCCUUGUACCCUUUCCAGUCGUCAAGGAUUCGGAGGUCGUGGAUGCCGAUAAUAGUGGAUCCAAGAGUUCGUAAAUCUUACCACCGUUUUUUUAUUCGUUUUCAAUAUACUUGUAGGGAUUUAGAGGUUUGGGUUGGAACAGCUUGUUUUCGAAUUGGGCAGCUUCGGUCCGGCGGGGUUUUUGCGAGUAUACUGAAGUGGAAUGUCACACGGUUUUCUUCACAUUUAAGCUAGUUAGUGCUGUUCUAUAAAAAAAACCCCAUUUUUAAUUUUACCAA